AUGCUGCUGGGUAUUGCCACCGAUCCGGUAUGGCAUAAAGUCAGGAUAAGACUCAUUUUGAAGAACAAGGGCCAAGGCGAAAAUGGAGAUGGCAGCGAGCCUGAGUUCCGACUUCCACCCGCUAUGUUCGGGUCUAUUCUUGUUCCAGUGGGAAUUUUCAUGUUUGGUUGGUCCAUGUACCCUUGGGUGCAUUGGAUAGUUCCCAUCGUUGGUACAGCCAUGUUCGGGGCUGGAAACAUCCUUCUUUUCACUGGUAUCUGGACCUUUCUGGUUGAAGCUUAUCCCAGGUAUGCUGCCAGUGCGCUAGCUGCCAAUUCUUUUGUCCGUUGCCUGGCGGCUGCUGCAUUUCCGCUGUUUGGAAAUCAGAUGUACGUGAGGCUCGGGUUUCAAUGGGCCUCAUCACUUUUAGGCUUCUUGGCUAUUGGAAUGAUGGUCUUUCCUUACCUAUUCUUCAAAUAUGGAAAGCUUAUUCGUGGCAAGACAUUUUCACAAUUCCACGAUAUGGACCUGUAA
Messenger RNA from Colletotrichum abscissum, 513 nucleotides. RefSeq lists its product as uncharacterized. The transcript has 5 exons. Gene Ontology annotation, biological process: transmembrane transport. Gene Ontology annotation, cellular component: plasma membrane. Bases 1 to 513 code for a protein of 170 amino acids. Gene Ontology annotation, molecular function: transmembrane transporter activity. Lineage: Eukaryota; Fungi; Ascomycota; Sordariomycetes; Glomerellales; Glomerellaceae. The record is from RefSeq and is a predicted model, not a curated record.